Messenger RNA from Oryza sativa Japonica Group (Japanese rice), 3413 nucleotides. RefSeq lists its product as uncharacterized. The record is from RefSeq and is a predicted model, not a curated record. NCBI's taxonomy places the organism in Eukaryota, Viridiplantae, Streptophyta, Magnoliopsida, Poales, Poaceae.
GCGUAGACAAACAGGCAUAGGGUUUCUCUCUCUCCCCCUCUUCUCUCCUUCGCCGAGACGAACAAGCACAGCACACAAACCCAGGACACUUCCCCCACGGAAUUCACAAGACCACCCCAGCACAAAAAUUCCCACGGAAAAACAAAAAAAAAAAAGAGAGAAGGAGAAAACAAACGGAGAGACAAAUCCCGUCCAGAAAUCGUCGCCCCAAUUCCAGAUUUCCAGUCCUCUCUUGUGCCCUCCCUGAAACCCUCCCGAAAUCCCACGAAUCCUCGCGAUUUUUUCUCCACCCCCAAUCCACCACCGCGUUGGCCGCCGCCGCCGCCCUCCGCAGAUUUCCCAUUAGGGCGCCGCCGGAGUGGUCGUCGCCGGCCGAGGGGGGCCUCGACCCCGCCCCUCCCCUGCUCCCCCCACUGCGGGGGCCGCGUCCCGCUUGAUCAAUCGCGUCGCGGUGGAUUGAUACGGGGGUUGGGGGAUUCGAGAGGGGGGCGGAGCGGUUUUCCCCCACCCCAACUCGUCGUGUUCGUGUUUUUUUUCUUCCAAUCUGCGCGCGUUCGUGCGUGCGUGAGGGAGGUCGUGGUGGUGGUGGUGGUGGAAGUUAGGGUUUGAGGGUUUGGUUCCGGAGGGUAGGGUCUGGUGGUGGCCGUGGCUGCCCCCGGCCGGGGGUGGUGGGUGGCUGGGGGGUGGGGGGGAUUCGCCGUGCAACUGUUGCGCGCCGUGGUGGUGUGGGGAUCGUGUUGUGGCGGCGGAUUGGAUCAGUGGCCGCUGUCGCGCCUCCGCCCGCUGCUGGUGCUGGUGGAAGUUUAGGGGGGGUGAGGGUGCAGGCCCGGCAUGGACCGAGGUGAGCCCUCGCUGAAGCCAGAAUGGCUGGUGCGGGGGCAUGGCGCAGUGGCUGCCACGAGCCUCUGGACUGGAACUUCUUCGCCGCGCGCUGAUGAUCAAGGUAGGAGCAUUUCAUCAAGAAACCAAUCAUCAGGUCGUGACCGUGAACGGAGCUCACAACAGUCCAUCUCACGGAGGAGUUCUGGCUCAAUUGGACCUAGACGGCAUGACCGGGAUGGUACAGCAAAGUCAAGAGGCUAUGCCAGUUUUGGAAGGAGCAACCGGGACAGGGGGGGUGAGAAGGACUCUGAAUCCCGUAAUUGGGAGAGUAGGUUGGGUCCACCUGAUGAUCCCUUGUAUGAUGGCUUCAAGCCAUUCAGCUCAUGCAGACCUGAAAGGGACAGGCUUAAUCAUACUCGUUUGAAGGUAGAUACAUUGAAUCAGGCGGUAGGAGAAAGUUUAGACAAUGGUGUUCGUAGUGUAUCAAGAAAGGUUUCUGGUGGUGUCUCCUUUGAGCGAGAAUUUCCACACCUUGGUUCUGACGACAAGAAUGGAAAGCAAGAUGUAGGUAGAGUUCCAUCUCCUGGAAUUAGCACCCCGAUUCAGAGUAUGCCUUUGGGCACUGCACUUGAUGGGCGGAGUUCAGUGCUAGCAGAAGUUCCUGUACUUAGUGGACCAACCAACUGCCCUGUUCCAUCUUCUUUGUUACGCACUGGUUCCAGUAAGCAGAUGGAAGUGCCAAACUGCGGGACUGCAUUAAGUAUGGCUGAAACAGUGAUGCAAGCUCCGUUAAAAAUCUCGACAACACCCCAGUUAUCGAUCGAUACUCAUAAGAUUGAAGAAAGAACUAUGAAGCAGUGCAUCCUAAGACCUCGGACACCUUCUUCGAACAAAAUUUCUGUAUCAAGUUCUUCAGAUAAGUUAAAAUCCAAAGGUGCAAGAGCUGGAGAUUCUAAUGGCCCUGUCAAGGGUACAAUGCAACUGCCAUUACAGCUUUCUGGCAGCUUUAUUCGCGCUCCAGUAAAACAUGAGCUUGUAAAGCCAACUCAAUCAGGAAGCUUUCAAGUCCUUAGCCGUGAGCAGAAUGGUACUGUAAAUACUGCCAAAGAAAGUACUAGCAAUCCUGCGAGCCCUGUUCUAGGCCGAUCAUAUUCAGUAGAACCACUGAGAAAGCCUAUUGUAAACCAAAAGCUAAAGGGUGUUGCUAAUGGUCUCCCUUUACAACUGCAAGGAUCAUUUGGUGAGAGAAAAUCAAGUGCGAAAGAUAAGCAUAAAUUCUUUGAGUUGCUGCGCAGCAAAUCAUUGAAUGGUUCGUGCACUUCUACUGUGUCUUCAUCUACAUUGCUUGAUGAGCAAAACAACUCUUGUCUUGAAUUGUUUGAUUCUGGAGUCAAAUGUAUGGAACAUGGAAGUAGUUCUUGUGAGGAAGCAAAUUCUUGUGAGGGAUCUCAGCAGCACCUUUCUGACAAUGAGGAAAUCAAUCCACCAUGGGAACCACAUGAUGUUUUUGAUGAAGGAAUGCAAGAGGUUCUGUCUGACAACAGGGAUUUUAACUCUUCAUCAGAAAUUGCUGACACACAAGAUGUAUAUAUGAAGCCCCAUACAAAUAAUGCUGGUUCCUCUCCGUCCAUCAUACCUGCAGAAAUUUAUGAUGGCUCCAUGGGGUCCAACUGUAGUGAUGAUGAAACUGUUAUGUUGUUUGAACCCAUUGGAACAGGGGAAGAGGAAUCCUAUCCUGCUCAAGACAGACCUAGUCCAGAGGAGAUGGCUUUCUUGGUUUCUCUUGGCUGGAAAGAGGAUGAAAUAGUUCCACCUCUGAAACAGGAAGAAAUUGCUGAUUGUGUAAGUGUUUCUUAUGUUUUGCUAAUUUCAGCAAUAAUUUUUUAUUCUCUUCCCAUACACAAUUUACAUGUUUAGGGGCUUAACUUUUUAAAAACAUUUUCACUAAUAUUCAUAGUUGACCCAGCACUUAAAUUGACCCCAUUCAUUCAGCUUCAUAAAAAAAAUCUAGUUGAAGAUUCCCAUUCUGGUAUUCACUUUGUAGUCUUACAUGGGUGGUCUAAUGGGAUGGCUUGCCAUGUCAGCAAAAUGGAUUGAUAGUGUGGCCUGCUAAGCAAGUGUUGGGCACCAUCAUCAUUGUACUGCAGAUGAGGCUUGCUAAAUCACCAAAACAUAGGGUUUAGUUAAUGCUGAAAUGGAAAUCCAGUGAGCGCUGACAAAAUAGCUACACUGGAAACCCUGUUGAAGUUUCUGGACCAAUGGUCCUCUCUUACAACCAUACUUAUACAUCACAUUUGGUAGUGCAUACCUCUUUUGAGAGUCUAAAAACCAAAAGGAGCUAAAAUGACUCCUACCGAUGUUUAAAUACCUUAGAAACAAGAUAUGUAAUGCAGGAGAGAUGUGAUGUUUAAUGAUGGCAAACAAUGAAAUGGUCAUUCAUGUGCAAGUCCCCUAUAUUAUGCAACAAGAUUGAAAAAAAAUGUAGACCUUAUAAAAAGAAACAAAGGGGGCAUUAUUUUAGUAUACCUUCAAUCUCUGUUAUGCACACUGGUAAAUUUCAUGCUUGUCAAUCAUUUUCUCAUGACAUAAUG